Messenger RNA from Guillardia theta CCMP2712, 681 nucleotides. RefSeq lists its product as hypothetical. The record is from RefSeq and is a predicted model, not a curated record. The transcript has a single exon. Bases 1 to 681 code for a protein of 226 amino acids. Lineage: Eukaryota; Cryptophyceae; Pyrenomonadales; Geminigeraceae.
AUGAAAAGAACCGAAUCGAUAUCUUCCAUGACCAACCAAGAGCUUCGUGGUGUUCUGGAUUCUGCUCACAAGUCCUGCAAAGAGCUCAAAGAAGCAAUUUGUUCCCUCACAGCAAAGAUUCACUUCAGCGUGCUUGACAAAGUAGCUGUAAGUCACGAUGGAAAGCUUCACUCGUUGCGACAUAGUUUGGAACAGCUAAGCCGGCUUAUGGUGACAUUCAUGCAAAUUCUUCAUAGCGACGACAGUCAGGCAAUAUUCAUGCAGAAGAGCCAUAUAAACGCUCCGAACAGGCUAGGAGGAAACAUCUUACAGAUCAAAGCGAACAUUGUCUCGUUGCGAACCAUGGUGGACAAGAUACCCUCACUGUUAGAUAUGAAUACUGCGAAGUCCGUCAAAGCUAUUGUUGACAUGGGGAUGGUAGAACAAAUUCUUUCUUGGAUCUCAGAGGUCGAAAGCAACUAUCAGGUGCACCAGCCGUUGAAACCCGCGUCCAACCAAGGCACCCUCAGAAAUCCAACUUUACGGCAACUAAGCAAUCGAUCGGACAUGAGGCUGAGAACUUGCUUUGAAGAGCAGGCCAAGAUCGAAGGCAAAGAUCUGCUGACUGAAAAGAGCUCUCGACAUGCUUGGAAUCGAUAUCGCAUGCAAGUCCACAGACCGCCUGCCAUAGUUGUAAGAUGA